AUGAUGGGGGUGAUGCUGAUAUUUUUGGCUCGUGUGUGUACAAAAAUCAAAAUUCAACUUUGUAAAAACACUCGUUCCAUCCAACAAUCUCCGAUCUUGAUCAAUUCUUCCUUUUCAAGCACAGGUAUGGAAUAUAAAAGGAGCACAACGUCAAUGACGCCGGAUCAUAAUGGGAAAGCGGGAGUUGGAAUGGUAGCCAAUCCGAUGCCGUUUCUCACUCCUAGACCCGAGCGGAGGCGUCCGGAAUCUAGAGGUAUCGAUUGGAAUUCUAGUAAAGUUGAGAAAGAUCGUGGUGAAGUUAACAUCCAAGUUUUGCUCAGAUGCAGGCCCUUAAGCGAGGAAGAACAAAAGUGCAACGUACCAAAGGUGAUAACAUGCAACGAACACAAAAGAGAAGUAGCAAUAUUGCAAAAUGUCGCCAACAAACAAGUAGACAAACUCUUCACCUUUGACAAGGUUUUCGGGCCCAAAGCACAACAGAGAUCAAUAUACGACCAAGCAAUCUUUCCUAUUGUAAAUGAAGUGCUUGAGGGCUUCAAUUGCACAGUUUUUGCAUAUGGUCAAACUGGUACUGGUAAAACAUAUACAAUGGAGGGAGGGAUGAGAAAUAAGGGUGGAGACUUACCUGCUGAGGCAGGGGUAAUUCCAAGAGCAGUUCGCCAAAUCUUUGAUACCCUAGAGGCUCAAAAUGCUGAUUACAGCAUGAAAGUUACUUUCUUGGAACUUUACAAUGAAGAAAUAGUUGACCUUCUUGCCCCUGAAGACAACACCAGAUCUUUAGAUGAGAGGCAAAAGAAGCCAAUUUCGUUGAUGGAAGAUGGGAAAGGCUGUGUUCUUGUAAGAGGUUUGGAAGAGGAAGCUGUAUACAGUGCAAAUGACAUAUAUACCCUCCUGGAACGAGGUGCAGCCAAAAGGCGUACAGCAGACACCUUGUUAAACAAACACAGCAGUCGUUCUCAUUCAGUUUUUACAAUAACUGUACAUGUGAAACAAGCAACUGUUGGAAGUGAGGAACUUAUUAAAUAUGGGAAGCUUAAUCUUGUUGAUUUGGCAGGGUCAGAAAAUAUUUCCCGGUCAGGUGCCCGAGAUGGUAGAGCAAGGGAAGCUGGAGAAAUAAACAAAAGUUUGCUUACAUUGGGUCGUGUCAUUAAUGCACUUGUGGAGCAUUCUGGUCAUGUUCCAUACAGAGAUAGUAAGCUGACAAGGCUGUUAAGAGACUCACUUGGUGGAAAGACCAAAACCUGCAUCAUUGCAACAGUUUCUCCAUCUGCUCAUUGUUUAGAAGAAACAUUAAGCACUUUAGAUUAUGCACAUCGUGCUAAAAACAUUAAAAACAAACCAGAGGCAAAUCAGAAGAUGUCUAAAGCUAUGCUUCUCAAAGAUAUGUAUUUGGAAAUUGAAAAAAUGAAACAAGAUCUUAGAGCAGCUAGGGAAAAGAAUGGUGUAUACAUUCCACAUGAAAGAUAUGCACAGGAUGAAUCUGAAAAGAAGUUGAAGAGUGAAAAGAUUGAGCAGCUGGAGAUUGAUCUAAGCAUCAGUGAGAAGCAAGUAGAUAAAUAUCGUGAACUCUAUGAAAGUGAAGAAGAAAAAAGAUUGAGUCUUGAAAGCGAUCUCAAAGAUUGCAAGGAAGAUUUGGAAAAAAGUAACAAGUCCUUACUGGAUAUUCAAGGAAAGCAUAGGGAAGCCAUGUCAAUGUUGAAGAAAAAGGAAUCUUUCAUCUCCAAACUUUUAGAUUCAGAAAACUGUCUAGUUGAACAUGCAAAAGGUCUGCGUAACAAAUUACAAGAUGCAUCAGAAGACAUUACUGGAUUGUUUUCAAAAAUAGAUUAUAAGAGCAAGUUAGAAGCAGAAAACCAAGGGCUACUUUUGUCAUUUGGUUGUGAGCUCGAUCACAGCCUAAAAGAUCUACAGAAAGUUGUAUUGAGUUCAGUUUCACAACAGCAGCAACAAAUGAGAUGCAUGGAAGAACAUGUCUCUGUGUUUCUUGAUACUAAACAUGAUAAAACUGAGGUUUUGGAAUCAAGGAUCAAGAACAUAACAGAGACAUACACAUCAGGCAUGAAGGUAUUAAAGGAGCUUGUUGACACACUGCAAACAGAAGCUUCUUCUGAUUUGGUUCAUAUGAAGUCCAGAAUAUCAGAUCAAACAUUGGCAAUCGAAAAUAUCUUUGAGAAUGCAGUCAUGGAGGCUAAAAAUGUCACAUGUGAUAUUCAGAAUUCUAUAGCUGAUCAGAAGCAAAUGCUGGCUGUAUCUGUUCAACAACAUGAAGAGGGACUACAUAAAAGUUUGGAGACUUCACACGAAAUCUCAAGGGCAGUAAUUGGUUUCUUCAACAAUCUGAGUCAGCGAGCUACCAAACUCAUGAAAGUUCUUGAAGAAAAUCAUAAAACAAGAUCACAUCAGCUAAAUGCAUUUGAGAAGAAUUUCAAGGAAGAUGCAGCCAGAGAAGAACAAUUGGCAAUAGAAAACAUUUCAACAAUCUUGAAGAAUUUGAUAGCAAAACAAACUUCAAGGGUUUCUGAGGCAUCACAAAAUCUUGACAACUUAAGUUCACAAGACAACAAGAUCUUGCUGCAAGACAUAUCCAACAUGUUGCAGACAUCAAAUGAUGGAAAGACUGAAGUGAAUGAAUAUAUAGAAAAGGCGAAAACUCAUUAUACAGAAGCCAUGUUUAUUUCAACUCAAAAUCAAUCAAUGAUGGAGAAUUGCUUUGAGGAUUGUACAAAUAAGGUUGGAAAAUCCUUGCAACACUGGAACAAUACAGAGUUGGUGAUUAAUCGUGUUAAUGAGAGCAGCAUAGUUGAGACAGAGUUCUUUAUAAGUGAAAAACUUCAUGUAAACAAACUUAGAAGUGAAGAGAUUGCUUCAACACACGUGUCAAUGGAUGCAAAAUUCCAUUCAGAUGCUACAGAUUUGAAAGCAUCUGUUAUUGAUUCACUCAUGGUGGAUAAAGAAAUGAAGAAAGAAAUUGAUUCUGUGUCAAAGACAUGCUUACAUCACCUUACAUCCUUAGAAGAUGAACAUGAUGAUAGAACAAAAAACAUGCUAAACCAAUCCGAGUGCCUAAAGAAAGAUUACAAGGUUGAUGAUGAUUCUGGUGUAAGAAAACGUGAAAUAGAUGUGCCUAGUUUGAUAUCCAUAGAGGCAAUGCGAACACUUGCUUUUGAAGAUCUUUUAGCAACAAAUACUGCUUAUGAAAACCGACAAAAGUGUGUGGAAAAUGGAAGCAAAGUGAAACAUCAUCAACAUUUAAGCUCGGGGUCUCCUAACCGAUGUCCUUUUGCAGAUGUUAACUAA
Molecule: messenger RNA, 3297 nt
Organism: Lactuca virosa
Lineage: Eukaryota; Viridiplantae; Streptophyta; Magnoliopsida; Asterales; Asteraceae
Source: the annotation of a GenBank genome assembly